Messenger RNA from Chrysochloris asiatica (Cape golden mole), 4266 nucleotides. It is a transcript of the gene CDC14A, whose product is annotated as cell division cycle 14A. Bases 492 to 2273 code for a protein of 593 amino acids. Gene Ontology annotation, biological process: positive regulation of cytokinesis; protein dephosphorylation; regulation of exit from mitosis. The record is from RefSeq and is a predicted model, not a curated record. The transcript is spliced from 16 exons. Gene Ontology annotation, cellular component: spindle pole; nucleolus; mitotic spindle. Gene Ontology annotation, molecular function: protein serine/threonine phosphatase activity; protein tyrosine/serine/threonine phosphatase activity. Lineage: Eukaryota; Metazoa; Chordata; Mammalia; Afrosoricida; Chrysochloridae.
AGAGGAGCUGCUGAAAGGAGGUGGCGAAGGAGGAGCUGGAGCAGCUGGUGCCAGCCCGCGGGCACCGGAGUCCAGCCGGCUGCAGCAGAAGUAGCCACGGGCGCGAUCGGGGCCAGGCGUCUUCUCCUCCAUGAUCACUUUGGGAGCCGGGGGAAGACUUUGCCCGGCCGCGCGAGCUGGUCUGCGUUUCCCAGGCGCGGCGGAGGCAGUGGCGGCGGAGCUGCAGCAGCCAGCUCCGGCUCCAAGCAUCCACAGCCCCGGGCGUGUGCGCCCCGCGCAGAGCGGGCUCGAGCUCCCGGCGGAAUGUCCCCGGGGCGUCCGGCGCGCUGACCCCCUAGCCGCCUCCGCCUUCAUUGCCUGCUGCCUCUCUCGGGCCAGUUCGGCGUUUGGGACUACUAGCACCCCGAUUCCUGGGCAGUGGGGAAGCCACCGGGGGUGGGUGACCUCAGCUGGCCACGACCCAGCCCUCCCCCGUGCGUAUCUCGCUUAAGAUGGCAGCGGAGUCAGGGGAACUAAUCGGGUCUUGUGAGUUCAUGAAAGAUCGGUUAUAUUUUGCUACUUUAAGGAAUAGACCAAAAAGCACAGUAAAUACCCACUAUUUCUCCGUCGAUGAGGAGCUGGUCUAUGAAAAUUUCUAUGCAGAUUUUGGACCUCUGAACUUGGCAAUGGUGUAUAGGUACUGUUGUAAACUUAACAAGAAACUAAAAUCAUACAGUUUAUCAAGAAAGAAAAUAGUGCACUACACCUGUUUUGAUCAACGGAAAAGAGCAAACGCAGCAUUUUUGAUAGGUGCUUAUGCUGUAAUCUAUUUAAAGAAGACUCCAGAAGAAGCCUACAGACUACUCCUAUCUGGCUCAAAUCCCCCUUAUCUUCCAUUCAGGGAUGCUUCCUUUGGAUAUUGUACUUACAAUCUUACCAUCCUCGACUGUUUGCAGGGAAUCAGAAAGGGAUUACAACAUGGAUUUUUUGACUUUGAGUCAUUUGAUGUGGAUGAAUAUGAACAUUAUGAGCGAGUUGAAAAUGGUGACUUCAACUGGAUUGUUCCAGGAAAAUUUUUAGCAUUUAGUGGACCACAUCCAAAAAGCAAAAUUGAAAAUGGUUAUCCCCUUCACGCUCCAGAAGCUUACUUUCCCUAUUUCAAAAAGCAUAAUGUGACUGCAGUCGUGAGGCUUAAUAAAAAGAUUUACGAGGCGAAGCGCUUCACCGAUGCUGGCUUCGAGCACUAUGACCUGUUCUUCAUAGAUGGCAGCACACCAAGUGAUAACAUCGUGCGGAGGUUCCUGAACAUAUGUGAGAACACGGAUGGGGCAAUCGCCGUCCACUGCAAAGCUGGUCUUGGAAGAACAGGGACAUUGAUCGCCUGUUAUGUAAUGAAACACUACAGGUUUACGCAUGCUGAAAUCAUUGCUUGGAUCAGAAUAUGCCGGCCAGGCUCCAUUAUAGGACCCCAGCAGCACUUCCUGGAAGAAAAACAAGCAUCAUUGUGGGUCCAAGGAGACAUUUUCCGGUCCAAACUGAAAAACAGACCAUCCAGUGAAGGAAGUAUUAACAAAAUUCUUUCUAGCUUGGAUGACAUGUCUAUUGGUGGAAACUUAUCUAAAAUACAAAACAUGGAGCGAUUUGGAGAGAAUAAUUUAGAAGAGGAUGAAGAUGUGGAAAUGAAGAAUGGUAUAACCCAGGGAGACAAACUACGUGCCUUAAAAAGUCAGAGACAGCCACGCUCCUCACCAUCCUGUGCAUUUAGGUUGGAUGAUACAAAAGGGCAGCCAAGAUCAGCAUCGCAGCCGUUCAGAUUGAAUUCUUCACAAGUAUCUGCAGCUUCUCUGAAGAUCUCGAAAGGGUCUUUGUCCCCUUCAGCAACUGCCAAGAGGAUAAACAGAGGUUCUUUGUCCUCAGGAGCCAGUGUAAGGAGCUUUUCCAUAAACUCACGGCUAGCCAGUUCUCUAGGGAACUUGAAUGCUGCAACAGAUGAUCCAGAGAACAAAAAGACCUCACCAUCCUCUAAGCCAGGUUUCAUAGCCAACCCGUUCACCAACCUCUUGAAUGGCAGCCUCCAGCCGACUGCCAGAAAUUACCCUGAACUCAACAACAACCAAUACAACAGAAGCAGCAGCAGUGGGAGCAACCUGAACAACCAUCCCAGUCCCCACAGCGCCAAGACAGAGGAACAUGGCACCACCCCCCGACCCUCAUACACCGGGCUUUCUUCUUCUUCAGCGAGAUUCCUGAGCCGUUCAAUCCCCUCCCUUCAGUCUGAAUAUGUUCAUUACUAAGGCCUUGCCACUCCGGUGAAAGCUGUUCCACCCUUAGAAACAAUGUCUUCAUCUGGACGAGCAAUGUAGAGGGAAAGCAACUGCUCACUGGGAGCAUAUCUCUGCCUUCCUGGGAAUAUGGGAAAGAAAACCAUAUUGACAAUUCAAAGAAAGCACUAAGAUAAGACCUUCAAGAGACUUGAAACCAGAACAUCCUGGUUAAUGACCUCUGUAAACGCACUGAAACUAUGCUUACGGAGAUGUCACGGAUUUUUAAGACAGUUUUAAUGUUGCAUUGAGUAUUUUUGAAAGGUUAUUUUAUGUACUUCUGGAAUACAUUUGCUAUUACAUUUACAUGUACAGUGUUACAUUAUGUAUGUAUUAUCAACUUUAAAAGACUAUUUUGGAUAAAUUUAUAAAUAUAUAAAAUGAUGUAAAAACUAGACUAUAUUUUGUUUUAGAUUUUCCUGCUGUUUGCUACCAAAAUUUUGUAUUUUGAAUUUGUUUUUAGGCUUGUUUUUUCCUACUAUGAAUAUAUAAUUUCUUCUUAAAAAGAAAAAAGUAAGGGGGAGAGAGGUUUUAGAAAGGGAUUUUUAGGUUUCUACGAUGAAUAUUGCAAAUCAGUUCAUUCUUUGGGAAAGUUAGUGUGAUUUAAUGAGUUUGUCUGAGUUUAUCUCCAGCAAGAGUGUAAUUGUGUGAUAGGGUUUAUUUAGACCAUUUCUUUCCCUUUGUUUUUGUUGCUGAGCCAUUUAAAUUCGUUCUGCAGCCUUGGGGACUUCUGAAAAAUAUUAACACCUAGUUGAAGACCAAAAUUCAUUGAAUGUUCUUCCAGAAAGCAUGGUUUUUUUGUCUAUGAAGUGACACAACAUUCCAAGUACUUUUAUUUCCUUCCUCCUUCUUUGCCCAAUUAGAAUCUUCUGUUUUUGGUACGAGAUUGUUGUUGUUUAUAAGCACAUAUGGUCUGAUACCAGUUUUAAAUCAAUGAAGAGGAAAUAACUGAAAAAGAUGCUGCAAAGUAGUUCUCUGUAUCAAAGGAGAUUUUUUUUUUUUUUAAACACAAGAGUACAAACCCCUGACGCACAUACUAGCAUAUCAGGAACCUGACGGAAAAUGAAGGGACCCUUUAUAGGUACUCACAGCUCUUUUAUGUAAGUAUAAUCUCACAGUCAAGCCUUUGAAAGCUGCAGGCUUUAUUUCUAUGGGGAGUUGGGGAGCCUUAGAUCCUGAUUCUUUUCUAGGCUGCUGAAAAAUGGACUACUCAGAGACAUUGAAAAUGCUAGUAAAGUGGAUUCAUAUGAAGUACUUUAUGUCCAACCAUAGAAUUAUUAGUAAUGUAUUUAUUAGGAGAGGGUACCUUGAGACGACUUUCUAGGUUUCAGCAAAAUAUCUUAUUCAUGUUUUACAUUUUAAAAAAGGCAUUUGAAUGAAUGUUUGACUCAGGUCCAUUAAUUUAACCUUCAGUAACCGCAGUACCAAAUAAUUGCACUAAACUGUUGAAAAAUGAAUUGUAUGUCUUAAGAGUAAAACAAUUAAAAUUAAAAUUAAAUAGUAAACUAUUUUAUUAUGGAUUAUUAUAAAGAUUGAUUGUAUAGGAAGAUGAUAGUAUUUUUUUUAAAAAUUUUAUCAGUGGAAAUUAAUUCAGAUGACAUUUGGAAAAGUAGGGAGAAGACCAUAUUGACAGUUUCAGUUCUGUGAACACUAAUUUGUGUGCAGCUAUUAAAAUGAUUGUAAAAUUAACUGCUGUAAAUUCUUUAUAAUUAUAUAUGUAUAUAAGUCAUAUGUAUCUACAUGUGUAUGUCUUAAAAUUAUUUAUACACAUGUACAUACAUAGACACACCAAGAAGUGUAUGUAUAUAAUAUAGAAAGUAUAUAGCAAAGUAAUUCUACUCCAGUAAUAAAAAUUGUUUGACAUGUAUUUUGUUAUGAAUAGUUUACCUUCCAAAAGAUAUUUUGUUUUAUUUUAAAGUGUAGAAGAAUACACUGCUAAUAAAUAAUAAAAGUUUUAUGCAAUUUA